Molecule: messenger RNA, 2247 nt
Organism: Spirometra erinaceieuropaei
Lineage: Eukaryota; Metazoa; Platyhelminthes; Cestoda; Diphyllobothriidea; Diphyllobothriidae
Source: the annotation of a GenBank genome assembly
AUGGGUAAAUUGACAUCAUUCAAAACGUAUCCACAUUACUCGCAUCAUGAGGCAAAGUCGCCGGUUGACGUGACCGCCAUAGUGCUUUCUAUUGCAAUCUGUAGUUAGCACAAACCGCGUGAUUGAGCGUCAAAAUCCCCAAAUGACCAGCAAGAUGUCUUUGUGCGAAAUCGUCCUAAGACCUGACAGAAAUUUCAUUGUCUACACCAGGUGCAUUAAGGGCUGAUUUUGCAAUAUCUUACUUUGCACUAGACUCAUGUGGAGGACAAUUAUCAGAAAAUUGGAUUAUACGCACGAUGGUUAGGAGGCAUGUGACUACUGUGCAGUAUGACGCACAGUCGAGUGUCUUUUCUAAAUGUAAUUCAAAAUGUCACCGCACAAAACUCCACCCACGUGUUGACGCAGUAGCUCCCCCCUGCUGUCAUCAGUUAGAUAGCAGUUGUUCCCUCGUAAGAGUGUCGUUUUCAACAGGAGUCACACAGCCCAAUUAAACCAAACCGCAAGAUAGGCCACCUGGCACUUUUCAACAGCGUGAUGCUUAAGCAUGGCAAGUCGGCGUGACUAUGAAAAAUUGCGCACUUUUGUAUGUACUAUUUUUGUCUGCAUUAUACGCACCAAUUAGGACCAAAUGAUGCGGGCCUGAUUUGGUCAAACUCCACUCAGGCCCACAUCUGUGAAGUUAUGGGUCACGCAGCCCAAACUAAUAGACUCCCGCCAUCUCUUUCGGUCUUCUCAUUCAGUGCUUCCUCGUUUGCGCCCUCUUCUUACAAGAGCUGAUCACAAACUAGCGGUUUGUCAGCCUCUAUCACUUUCUCCUCCUGUCUCCUCUACUCCUUUACUUCAACUACCCCAGUCGUGGUCCUACUCCUCAUCCUCUUUCUGUUCGUCUUGGUCUUCAUCUUUCUUCACCUUCCCUUCCUUCUAUGAGCCCUAUAAAUCUUCCUCCUUCUCCAGCUCGUGCUCAGUUGUACCGACCUCAAUCAUGUCCUCAUUUUCCAGUGCCUUCUACUUCUUUAGCUCCACAACCUUGCAUCACUUGACAAAAUCUCCUUUCCCACCCCCAGCUCCUUUUCCUUAACAUUUCUCUCCUUGUUCCGUACCUCCACUAAAGUCCUCAUGAAUGGGUUACGCCUAUCCAUUUUGCGCACGACUAUCUGUCCGAUAUGGCCAAUUACGUAUUCUUGAGAAAGGAGACGCGAUCGCUGUGACAAUAGCUUUUUUAGCCUGACGUUUUAGAUUCCUGCUGAAACCCAACAUCAGAGAAAAAAGCAGGUACUGGUGGUUUAUUCACAAGAGGCUGCAGUCGCCAUGCUACCGCAUAAACCUGAACACUCACAUCCCCCUCCUUCAUCCAGGAUCGUCGCACUUCGUGUGCGACGGUGUGAUCGGAGGCCUACGGGGGUGAAUUAAGGACUGAUUUUGCGAUAUUUCAUUUUGCACUCGACUUAUGUGGAGGACGAUUAUCAGAAAAUUGGAUUAUACGCAAGACGGUAAGGAGGCAUGUGACUACUUUGCAGAAUGAGUCACAGUCGAGUGUCUUUUCUUAAUUGAAUAUGCGAUACCGCAACGCAUUAAACCACCCGUGUGCGGACGUAUUAGCUCCCUCCUGCAGUCGUCAAUUAGACAGAAGUCAAUUCACACCAAGUGCUCCACAGUAAGGGUGUUGUUUUCAACAGGAAUCCUACAGCCCUCCUAAACAAAACCGCCAGAAGAUCUACGUUCCAAAUUUCUAGAGCGUAGUUGGGAAGCAUGGCAAGUCUGCGAGGCCUUUAAACAUUUUAUAAUACGGCUUUUUUUCAACUAAGACGCACAACUUAAAGCCGUGUGAUGGAGGCCUGCUUCGAGUAAACUCCAUUGACACCCAUAUCAGGGACGUUGUCGGUCACGCAACUCCUACGCCUCGACCACAGAUUCCUCACGGCUUUCGCAUUUUGCAAUUACUCCUUUACGUCUCUUCGUUCUCUACUUAAACACAAGCUAACCUUUUGUCCGCCUUUACAACUUUCUCAUCCUAUCUCCCAUUGUUCAGUUCCUCCUCCACCUCCUCCCCUUCCACUCCAACUACCCAAUCGUGGUCCCAAUCCUCAUGCUUUUGCUGGAUUUCCAGUUCGCCACUCUCCACCACCUUCUUAUUAUCUUAUGAGUCCUCUACGUCUCCCAUCUUCUCCCACUCAUACUCACUUGCAUCGACCUCAACCAUGUCCCCAGAUUCCGGCUCUUUCCACUUAUUCAGCUCCACCACCUUGA